Molecule: messenger RNA, 442 nt
Organism: Penaeus chinensis
Lineage: Eukaryota; Metazoa; Arthropoda; Malacostraca; Decapoda; Penaeidae
Exons: 3
Coding region: 59-427 (122 amino acids)
Source: RefSeq, a predicted model, not a curated record
CCAAGACGUCCCACGGUUCGAGCGCAGCUGCCGGGACCUGGAGGUGGGGGCGAGCCAGAUGGUCUCCUACAACUCGUACCAGAGGACCUGCUUCGGAGGCAUCAGGAAGCCGGACGCGGGGCCGCUGCAGGCGGAGGUCACGUGCGCAGAUGGCUACGUGCCACGCGACCACAUCCCGUCCGUCACGAUGAUCUGCCAGCACAGAGGAGGCAACGACUACGAGUGGCUUCAUGGGGAACAGGGCUUCGUACCUCAGCAUCUAAUCUGCGUUGUGCCACCUUCGACCACCGAGCCGCCAACGACAACAACAACCACAACAACAGAAUCUUUCCAGCCUUACAAUGAGCCUGGAUAUGACUAUGGAUACGAUUACAGUGAGUCAAAAGUUCCGAUUUCUCGUUUUCUUUCGUUGGUGAAUAUAUUUUAGAGGGAUAACGGAUUC